Williopsis jadinii is the source of this 2111-nucleotide messenger RNA. It is a transcript of the gene CDC19, whose product is annotated as pyruvate kinase CDC19. Bases 413 to 1978 code for a protein of 521 amino acids. The transcript has a single exon. Gene Ontology annotation, molecular function: potassium ion binding; magnesium ion binding; pyruvate kinase activity. Gene Ontology annotation, cellular component: cytoplasm. Gene Ontology annotation, biological process: glycolytic process. The record is from RefSeq and is a predicted model, not a curated record. Lineage: Eukaryota; Fungi; Ascomycota; Saccharomycetes; Phaffomycetales; Wickerhamomycetaceae.
AAAAUCCCUGCCGGUUUUCCUCAACCCGCUCCUCUUUUCUUUUUCUUCCGCCAACCGCCCUCGGCCAUCCUCCGCGUGUUUCCCUGCCUGGCCUCCUCUUCCCGCGUGGUGCAGUUGAUACAGCUCAUCUCAGACUCGUCGCACCUUCUGCGCCCAGCGUGCGGGCUCCUCGCGGUGCGGGCUCCUCGCUGUUUGGGAAGCACGCGGUGGUGGACACAUUUUUUUCGAGGCCGUUGCGUGGUGUCCCGCGUAGCCUCUGUGCUGCGCAGCGCGGUGCCCCCUCGCAAAAACCUCUACGCAGGCCUCGUUUGCGGUGCGCCCGCUGGGAAAAGCGCCGUCAUGACUGCUCACCCUUGUAAUUAUAAAAGGAGGAUGGGCCGCAAACGUGAGCUCAGCGGCAGAGGGAGGGAAAAUGGCACAGGCAAACGCUAAAACUAUCACCACUUACUACACUGAAAUGGCUCCACAAGACUCCAAGAUUGGCUGGUUAUCCCAGCUGGACAUCUCCGAUGUGCCAGAGAACCACCUUCGUCGCACGUCGAUCAUUGGUACGAUUGGUCCUAAGACCAACUCGCCAGAGAUGCUUGUGAAGCUGAGAAAGGCUGGUCUGAACGUUGUGCGUAUGAACUUUUCUCACGGUUCGUACGAGUACCACCAGACCGUUGUUGACAACGCGCGCAAGUCGGAGGAGCUGUACCCAGGCCGUCCUCUGGCUAUUGCUCUGGACACCAAGGGUCCAGAGAUCAGAACUGGUACCACCAGGGAUGACGCUGAGUACCCUAUUGGUCCAGGCCACGAGAUGAUCUUCACCACAGAUGAGCAGUACGCCAAGGUGUCUGAUGACAAGCUGAUGUACUUGGACUACAAGAACAUCACCAAGGUGAUCGAGACCGGCCGUAUCAUCUACGUCGACGACGGUGUGUUGUCGUUCGAGGUUCUCGAGGUUGUCGAUGAGCAGACCUUGAAGGUGCGCUCCUUGAACGCUGGUAAGAUCUGCGCCCACAAGGGUGUCAACUUGCCAAACACCGACGUUGACUUGCCAGCUCUGUCCGAGAAGGACAAGGCUGACUUGCGUUUCGGUGUCAAGAACCGUGUCCACAUGGUUUUCGCCUCCUUCAUCAGAACCAAGCAGGAUAUCCUCACCAUCAGAGAGGUUUUGGGUGAAGAUGGUAAGGACAUCAAGAUCAUUGCAAAGAUUGAGAACCAACAGGGUGUCAACAACUUUGACGAGAUCCUCGAGGUCACCGACGGUGUCAUGGUUGCUCGUGGUGACUUGGGUAUUGAGAUCCCAGCCCCAGAGGUGUUUGUUGUCCAAAAGCAAUUGAUUGCCAAGUGUAACAUUGCCGGUAAGCCAGUCAUCUGUGCCACCCAAAUGCUUGAGUCCAUGACGUAUAACCCAAGACCAACCCGUGCUGAGGUUUCUGAUGUUGGUAAUGCUGUCCUUGACGGUGCUGACUGUGUCAUGCUUUCAGGUGAAACUGCUAAGGGUAACUACCCAGUUGAGGCUGUCACCAUGAUGCACCACACUGCCCUCAUUGCUGAGAAGGCCAUUCCUUACCGUGCUGUGUAUGAUGAGAUCAGAAACAUCACAAAGACCCCAUUCUCCAACGUUGAGACCAUCGCUUCUAACGCUGUCUCUGCUGCUGCUGAGAACGGUGCUAAGGCCAUCAUCACAUUGUCCACCUCUGGUACCACCGCUAGAUUGGUUUCCAAGUACAGACCAAACCUUCCAAUCAUUAUGAUUACAAGAAACGAGCGUGCUGCCAGAUUCGCUCACUUGUACCGUGGUGUGUAUCCAUUCCAGUACAACGAGCCAGCUGUUGAGAACUGGCAAGAGGAUGUUGAGAAGAGAGUCCAAAGUGCUAUCACUGAGGCCAUCAGUCUUGGUAUCUUGAAGAAGGGUGACUCUGUUGUCUGUAUCCAAGGUUGGAGAGAGGGUUCUGGUCACUCCAACACCAUCAGAUUGGUUCAGGCUUAAGCGAAAUGUCUACAGAGUAGACGUAAUCCUCGAUUAUAGCUUUUUUUUCAUUAUCAUUAUUAUAGGUUUAUUGUUAAUUUUAACGACAAGUUGGUUAUCCUUAUAGAAACAAAAGAACAAUACACUAGUCCCU